UUGUCGGCGGGGCAGCGAGAAACCAGUGCGCGUGCCGGGGAGGUAGCAGCCGUUGGGACGUGACGCUGGUUCCCAGGGGAGAGCCAGCCGCUGCUGCAGCAACUGGUUCAGACGGCCAGGCCCUUGGGACUCACCAUGAAUCCUGAAGAUACCAAACCUGAGUCGUCCAAGGCACCUUCAGGGAGCUUGAAACAACCAGAGACUGCCACAGCCCUGGCAAGUGGCGGCAGUGUAGUGAGUUCUGUACCCAAGGCACGGCGCGACAUGUCAGCGAAGACCGCACCCCGGAAGCACUCUGCAGUCUCAGUUCGCACAGUGCAGUCCGUAGCCCCCGCAGGUCCCAAAGGCAGCGAGGGCACUGCACCCUCAAGGAAAGCCACCAAACGCCCACCCCCAACGCCCACACCCCCACGCCCAACGCCCUCUGCACCCACUGAGUCCAAACUCUUAAAUGAGACAGCGAUCAAAGAGCGUGCGGAGGGCCGAGCCAAAGUCCCGUACAAAUUCAGGGACAGCCUCAAGCGUUUUUUCUUCUCGCCCACGGGAAUGUUGAAGAUCCUGAGAAUGAGUCUUAUCAUAGGAGCAUUAGCUUGUUUCAUCAUCGCCCAAGCCAAUGAGUCAUUUAUAGCAAUCACAAUUCUGGAAAUCUGCAUCGUCAUUUUUUUUAUGCUAAUAUAUAUGCUAACCCUUCACCACUUGCUGACCUAUUUACACUGGCCCUUACUUGAUCUUACCAACAGUAUCAUUACAGCUGCAUUCCUCUCAGUCGUUGCCUUCUUGGCCAUGCAAGAAAAGAAAAGAAGACAUUUAUUCUAUGUUGGAGGGUCCCUGUGUCUCACAGCGAUAAUCGUGUGUGGCAUCGAUGCGUUUGUGGUCACCAAGACGAUGAGGACUAACUUGAAAAAAUUCCUGGGAGUCGAAGUCGAAAGCAAGGUUUCCCCUGCCGGGGAUGCCUACCCCGAAACCGGCCCCGACGCCCCGAAGAGGCCCGCAUGAAGCCAGCCCCGCGCCCUCUCAGAUGCACGUGUCUGUCGAAUCGCUCCCUCCGAGCCCACCCCCGAGCUCGCAUGCUGUCACCCAUUCCGGCCUAAAUGUGACCAUAAAAUCUGGGCUGCUGCUUUUCUC
This is a messenger RNA of Saimiri boliviensis boliviensis (Bolivian squirrel monkey), 1125 nucleotides long. It is a transcript of the gene CMTM1, whose product is annotated as CKLF like MARVEL transmembrane domain containing 1. Gene Ontology annotation, cellular component: membrane. The record is from RefSeq and is a predicted model, not a curated record. Lineage: Eukaryota; Metazoa; Chordata; Mammalia; Primates; Cebidae.